Trichomycterus rosablanca is the source of this 2904-nucleotide messenger RNA. Its product is annotated as adhesion G protein-coupled receptor F5-like. The record is from RefSeq and is a predicted model, not a curated record. Gene Ontology annotation, molecular function: methyltransferase activity; 2-oxoglutarate-dependent dioxygenase activity; G protein-coupled receptor activity. Gene Ontology annotation, cellular component: membrane. The transcript has 15 exons. The coding region runs from base 1 to 2904 and encodes 967 amino acids. Gene Ontology annotation, biological process: cell surface receptor signaling pathway; adenylate cyclase-activating G protein-coupled receptor signaling pathway. Lineage: Eukaryota; Metazoa; Chordata; Actinopteri; Siluriformes; Trichomycteridae.
AUGUUUAAAGCUACAGCCGUCCUGGUUUUAAGUUUUUCAAUGAAAAUAAACCAGGUUUUUGACGUUUCCCUCGCCGACACUACAAGUAACAUGUACAAAAAAUAUAAAGAAACAAUCGAGAAAAUAAUCAAUAACAGUUACUCAGCUGUACCAGGAUACUUGGGCUCUACAACAGUGACAGGUUUUAGGCCCGGCAGUGUGAUUGUAGACUACAAUAUUACAGCAUCAAGUGAUAAACUUAAUUUGACUUCAGCAAACGCAGAUGUUGUUAAAAGUCUCACUGUAGACGGAUUUCAUGUGUCCAGUGAUUCAUUCACUCGGAGAGUGUCCCCCGCCAUCUGUCAGUGGAUCACCAGCUUUCUGACAGACCGGACACAGAACAAACUAGAGCUGAACGCACUAAAGACUGUAGAGAUGACAGUGGAUUUUAAAAGGAAACCUUCGACACUGCUCCCCAUCAUCAUAUUCAACAGCACCAUGUCUACCGUGGAGACCUUCAGGUUCUUGGGAACUACUAUUUCCAAUGACCUAAAGUGGGAGGCCAACACCAACUUUAUCCUCAAAAAGGCCCAGCAAAGGAUGUACUUUCUGCGUCAACUGAGGAAACACGGUGAAUAUUCCUGCUCAACAUAUGAGAACUCGAUGCUCUAUGUGGUCUGGCAGAGAAUUACAGUCCGGCCAUAUCCUGAAAUCCAAGUGAGCAAUGAGAAGGUGAUUUCCUGUAAUGUUACGACCGUCUCUCUGCAAUGCUGCGUUCAGGACGGUUAUACAGUGGAAUGGAGCAACUCGGGUUGUACCAACAAUUCAGCAGGCUGCAUUUCAUGUGAAUAUAAGAUGAACGAACAGAGGUGCCAAGGUGCCACACCAGAUCCAGUUGAAGUCUCGUGCCAACUCAAUCCAGCUGCCAGUGGAAGUUUUAACAGAUCAAACAAGAUCAGAAUUACAUCACAAAAAGAGAAAGUUGACUGUUCUGAUGGUACAUUUGGAGUUGGAUCUGAGGGAACCAAGCGCACUGCUGACUGUGGUGUCGGCCUGGUCGGCUAUCAAAUAGCUCAGUGUAAAUCAACAGGAAAAUGGGAGGUGAUAGAAGACAACUGUGUCCUGCAAGCCAUUCAAAAUCUGAAAACUAAAUCUCAGAAUUUAGUGGCUACUGACAUCUCUACAUUUGUGGCGAACCUUAGUGAAGUUACUCAGAAAAAUUCUUCUGUGAUCCAAAACUCAGAAGCGACCAUAUUAACCAUCGUCGACAUUCUUAAGCAAAUUGCCAACGUCUCUCAAACCAUCUUAGUUAAUGAAGCCACCAUGCUGAAUUUUCUAAAAACAGUGGAUGAUAUUGGAUCAGCACAGAAGCAAUGGGUGGAAAUAAACAAGAACAGCACAACCAAACACACCAGUUCUGAUCUUCUGAAGGCUAUUGAGGAUUUUGGAAGCAGAAUCUCAAAUCAGAGCUUUACCACUUCAACAAACUUUACCUAUAUAGAAAGAAAAACCACCAAUCACCCCCUUUCUGAGAACAUCGGAAAAGAUUUAACUACCCACAUAAAUAUACCAAACAUCAAGGAAAAUACUUUUAUCACCAUUAUAGUCUUAUCAGCUUUUAGUAAUAUCUUACCUGUUCAAAAUGACAGCAGUGAAAAUGGCACCAGGAUUAAUGGAGAUGUUGUUGUGGUCCAAACAAAGCCACAAGUUAACAACAUCUCUCUUAAAUACACUGUCAAAAACACGACGCUGGGAAACCCUCAGUGUGUCUUCUGGAACUUCAGUCUCUUGAAUAACUCUGGAGGAUGGGACUCGACUGGAUGUAAACUAAUACAGGAUCAGAACGGAUCGGUUACAUGUGAGUGCGAUCACACGACCUCUUUUUCAGUCCUGAUGUCGCCGUUUACUUUAAGUCCGGCUGAUAUCGUCAUUUUGGACUAUAUCACUUACAUCGGCGUCGGUAUUUCAAUGGCCUGCUUGGUUUUGUGCCUCAUCAUUGAAAUCCUCAUCUGGAAAUCAGUAAGAAGAAACGAAACAUCCUACAUGCGCCACGUCUCCAUCGUUAACAUCGCCUUCUCCCUGCUGAUCGCCGAUAUAUGCUUCAUCAUCGGAGCAGCCAUUGUUAAAAACGGAGAGACGACACCAGUAUCCUCCUGCACCGCUGUAACCUUCUUCAUGCACUUCUUCUAUCUCGCUCUGUUCUUCUGGAUGUUGUUGUUAGCGCUCCUGCUCCUGUACCGCACCAUCAUGGUCUUCAACCGACUUUCUAAAUCUGUGAUGAUGGCUACAGCGUUCAGUGUUGGGUAUGGAGCGCCGUUACUCAUCGCCGUCAUUACUGUGGCAUCUACAGCUGGAGGUGGAGGAUACGUCACAGCAGCUAAUGCUUGCUGGCUGAACUGGGAUAAAACCAAAACUCUCCUGGCGUUCGUGAUUCCUGCUCUGACUAUCGUAGCUAUAAACCUCCUGGUGAUGGUCGUGGUUCUGUAUAAGAUCCUGAGGAGAGGAUUAAACGCCAGCGUUCAGCGAGAUGAGAAACACGCCCUGCUGGUCAUCGCUAAAUGUGUAGGAAUCUUAACACCUCUCUUUGGUCUGACGUGGGGAUUCGGUAUCGGGACCAUGGUAACACAGAAGUUUGGACUCCAUGUGGUGUUCGCAUUGCUCAAUUCACUUCAGGGUUUCUUCAUUCUAGUAUUUGGACUGUUGCUGGACAGUAAGGUUAGAGAAGCCUUGGCAGGAAAGUUGGCGCUGAGGAAUCUCAGCUCUCUGCCCACCAGGAGCACAGAUCAAGGACCAUCAUCCUCGAGCGGACUUUCUUUAUUUCGGAGGCUACGACAUAGAAACAUGUACAAUGUAUCAGGGGCACAAAAUCUAUCUUCAUCUUCUUCAGCCUUUUCUUCAAACAACUCAUAUUCAGCUUUAAGCUAA